Molecule: messenger RNA, 792 nt
Organism: Wallemia ichthyophaga EXF-994
Lineage: Eukaryota; Fungi; Basidiomycota; Wallemiomycetes; Wallemiales; Wallemiaceae
Exons: 1
Coding region: 1-792 (263 amino acids)
Source: RefSeq, a predicted model, not a curated record
AUGACAAAACAAGACGUCGAAAACACCUCAAGUACCUCGGAAUUGAGCGACCUGAGCGAUAUCAGCAACCUCAGUGAUCUCAACUUGGGUGACUCGAUCAAGCCGCUUUCGUCGCUUAGUGAAGAAGAGGUGGCAACGCAUGUGUUUCUACUAGCGCAUAUUGACGAAGAAGAGAAGAUGUUGGUGGUAGACGUAGGUGUGACUGGAGAAGCUGUUCAUGACAAGCUAGUGUUCACCCUCACCGACCUUAGGAACGCAGUGCAUUUUGAGCAAUUCACUCAACAAUUCCGCUCACAUCUCAGUGGUACCGCUCGCAAAGCGCACGACGAGCUGAUCGAUAUGUACGCAGACAGAGACAGCCAAGACGAGAAGACAUUCGUGAGAUACAACGAGAAACUGAUCGAGGUGAGCGAUAUACUCGCUAUGGAGCUCGAGGAGAAGGAAGACUUGCAGAAGCUGUGCGAUGAGCAGGAGGAUUUGGAUGCAGUUGCUGUUGAAAAUUUUGCCAGUAGAGUAUGCAGCCAUUUCAGCGAGAAAUACCCACACAAAAAACUCGCAGUGGUGCUGUUGGAUCCUAUCGCUACCCUCAACGCUUAUCCUGAUGAGUAUGAGGUCAUGCCGCACACCCUCAGAGACGCACUCGUUGAUGCUGGUGCAGACGUUUUCAUGUUGGAAGGCGAUGAGGAGGGCGAGCAAGUUAAAGAGGAGCAGGAAGAGAAGGCGAAAAAUACACCGGCUUUAGACUUGCAACACAAACUCGGCAAGGCUUUUGAACAUCUUGCACUGGAUUAG